This is a messenger RNA of Physella acuta, 2460 nucleotides long. RefSeq lists its product as uncharacterized. The record is from RefSeq and is a predicted model, not a curated record. Gene Ontology annotation, molecular function: mannosyl-glycoprotein endo-beta-N-acetylglucosaminidase activity. Gene Ontology annotation, cellular component: cytoplasm. Lineage: Eukaryota; Metazoa; Mollusca; Gastropoda; Physidae. Gene Ontology annotation, biological process: protein deglycosylation.
UUAUCAUUGUACUACAGCCAUCUCAGACCUAAGUGCACUUAUUUAUUUAAAAUGAAAUUUGGACUUGAUGAAUUGGGUAAUCCCAUAUCUGAACCAUUUGGUAGCCUUGAGGACAUUUUGCAGUGGAGUGCUGGCAAGUUUUCCUUUCAUGCUUCAAACAAUUUUCAUUUGGACAACUUUUCAAAUGAUAAAAAUAUACCCAGAAAAGUGGUUAAGCCUGUUAGACCACAGCUACUUGUAUGUCAUGAUAUGUCAGGUGGAUACUUAGAAGACAGGUUUAGUCAAGGCAGCAAGGUUGCAUCAGGAUACCGGUUCUACCAUUGGCAUCUAAUUGAUACUUUCGUCUACUUCAGUCAUCAUUUCAUUACCAUACCACCAAUAGGAUGGAUCAAGGCUGCCCACAAACAUGGUGUCACUGUUCUAGGAACCAUAAUUACUGAAUGGGAUGAUGGAGCAGAGACUUGUAAAAAUUUGUUAAAGUCCAAGCAGUUCAUUGAUGAAAUUACAGCUAAGCUGGCACAAAUGGCUGCUUUCUAUGGCUUUGAUGGUUGGCUCAUCAACAUUGAAAACAAAAUUGAGACUGAUCAAGUUCCACUCCUGGAGUAUUUUGUGCAGAGCCUUACAGCCAAGUGCCAUGCUAUCCUGGACUUUGCCAAAGUUCUGUGGUAUGAUAGUGUCACAGUCAAGGGAGAACUGGACUGGCAGAAUGAACUGAAUGCAGCCAACGAAAUCUUCUUUCACGUGUGUGAUGGAAUAUUUCUAAACUAUUGCAUUACAGAAGAAAAGUUGGAACAGUCUAGGGUGUUAGCUUCUAAAACAGGCCGUGAAUUUGAUGUUUAUGUUGGAAUUGAUGCAUUUGGACGUGGGACACCAGGAGGGGGAGGAUUCAAUUGCAAGGAGGUUUUGAAAAUGGCACAGGACCACAGUCUUUCUUCUGCCAUCUUUGCCCCUGGAUGGACCCAUGAAUUUCUCAAGGGAGAUAACUUUGAGGAUAAUGAAAUUAUGUAUUGGGGAAUAAUAGCACAGCUGGUAACUCCGAGGCCUGUUACAAUACCUUUUGCUACAUCCUUUUGCCAGGGGUUUGGUCAUCACUAUUACAUUGAGGGUCAGCAAAUAUCCAGCCAAACACCUUGGUGUAACUUGCUGACACAACAGAUCCAACCCAGCUUCACACAGAGUCAGUUCUUGUCCUACACUGUGACCAAGUUCAUUGAUCAAGUGGCCAAUGAGGAGGCUGGGGUCAAAGAAAAAGUUCGGAUAGAGACCAGUGUAAGCCAUCUUCAUCCAGCCAGCCCAAAGAUGGAGCUAGAUUUACACACAGCCUACAUCGGUGGAGGCUCUCUGAAGAUGACAACAAAGGGGAACGAGCCUGUGUGGUUUAAGAUGUUCAAGGUAAACAGCAAAAACUGUAAAAAUAUAAGUGUAACAGUGACCUGGAAGAUUGAUGAGAGUAGGACAAAUUUUGCAAUGGUAUUGUGUAAUUCAGCAGGGGAGAGUACCGCAGGGUCCUAUGUUAUACUGGAGUUGUCCCCCUUGGGUGAUAAUCACAAGGAAUGGAUAGGAGGUGUCUACUGCGCUAAGUUGUACUGUAGUGUUACAUCUAAACAGGAGCCUAGGCUUUUGGCUGGAGGAUUCAUGAGCAGCACAUUUCAUGUGGAUACAAGUGGCUUCUUAGAGGGCAGCAACCCAGAAUUUAUGCUCUGUGCAGUACUACUUCCACAACAUUCAGAUGUGGAUGGAAGUGGUUUGUGUUGCCACAUUGGGCAGAUUGUGAUCUGUGAAGAUAGCUCAAAGCAUGAGAUCCCCAAACCAAGUAUAAAAAGUCUGUGGUGUUUGGGUGUGCAGACUGAGCUCCCACUGUCCACUCAAGGCAAAGAAAAAAUUGUCCUGCACCCAUGCCUCAACAUGUACGGUGUUGAAGAAGGCGGACUUGAUGAGAACUCUGUCACUGGCAGUGUAUCAGAGCCUAGCAGCAGAAGCUUCUCAGACCUCAACCUCUGCGUUCCCAUGUCCUCCAUCUCAACUGCAUCCCUCGAGGCCUCCGCCAGCUCGUCUUCCAUCGCGUCGGAAAGUACUUUUUAUGUUCUAAAAUGGGAUACUUUAUCCGUGGAAAGUGUGGAUUAUUUCCUAGUCUUUUCUUAUGAUCAGCGUGGGGUUAAGACACUUCUGGGCCAGGUUGCUGCUCAAACUUUUGUUUAUAAAAAGACUGAACAACACUUGUCCUCAUUUGCUGUGGUGCCAGUGUUUCUUUCCAACAACUUUCUAGGUGAUGAAGUUGUUUUUUAUCUUUAAUAUUUAUACAUCAAGAGGACGACUUUUUAAAUGCCUGAAUUGAUUUUGCCACUUAGUUCUGCAGAGAAUAAGAUUACACAUAAGGCGACCCCCUUGAGUUUCUUUUUUAAUUUUUGAGGCAAAAGCUAUGAGGGAAUUUAAUUUUUAUUAAAGUUGCUUAAAAAAACG